Molecule: messenger RNA, 1665 nt
Organism: Heterostelium album PN500
Lineage: Eukaryota; Evosea; Eumycetozoa; Acytosteliales; Acytosteliaceae
Product: serine/threonine kinase
Exons: 4
Coding region: 1-1665 (554 amino acids)
Biological process (GO): protein phosphorylation; actin cytoskeleton organization
Cellular component (GO): cytoplasm; nucleus
Molecular function (GO): protein serine/threonine kinase activity; ATP binding
Source: RefSeq, a predicted model, not a curated record
AUGGUGAACAAUAAUGAUGGUAAUCCAAUUGAAGGAUUACCACCUUCAAAAGGAGAUGAUAUCUUUGGUAUAGAUUAUGCAGACUUGGUGUUGGAGAAUGUCAUUGGAAGAGGAUCGUUUGGACAAGUACAAAAGGCAUCUUAUUUCGGUACCGAAGUAGCCGUAAAAUCAUUGAGUUCAUUGGUAUCGAUCGAUCCAGAUUAUUAUAAAUUCAUGCAACGAGAGAUUAGAAUUUUAAUGGAUAUGAGACACCCAAAUAUAGUACAAUACAUAGGAUCAUGUAAACAUGAAGAGAAAAAUGAAGAGAAACAUAUGAUCAUCACUGAAUUUAUCAAUGGAGGUGAUCUACAUCAAUAUCUAAAGAGUAAAGGUCAAAGUGUAACAUGGCAACUCAAAAUUAAAUUGGCAUUGGAUAUUGCAUCUGCAUGUAUGAAUUGUAGUUAUAAUUUUAAGAAAGUAAUUUUCAGAGAUUUAAAAGCAAAGAAUAUUUUGAUUGAAGAGCAUGGUGCAUCGGUGAGAGCUAAAGUAUGUGAUUUCGGAUUUGCAAGAAUAUUCGAUGUCUCCAAUACCAUCGAGAAGAAACAAGGUUAUCUUACUAUUUGUGGAUCAGAGACAACGAUGGCACCAGAAGUUAUUGUUGGUUCAAAUUAUGAUGAAACUUGUGAUGUUUAUUCCUUUGGUAUUUUAUUGUAUGAAAUGAUCUGUGGAAUUAGAGUGGUAAAGAAUGAGUUGAAAAGACUACCUCAGGAGGCAUUCGAUUUGGAUUGCGAUAAAGCCUAUCAGUAUGUGCCACCCGCUUGUCCAAAGGUUUUCUGUGAGUUGGCCAGACUCUGUGUUAGCUACGAACCAAGACAACGUCCAUCUUUCAAAACCAUCUGUAUGGGACUGUCCGAUCUCAAUUCAAAGCCAUUCGAAACGUUGGCUCUGAAAGGUGGUAAUCCAGUUUCACUUCUCCACACCAUGGUAUCGCCAAGAAGCAACAACAACAAUAGCAAUGGAAGUGGAGGUGGAAGUGGAAACAGCAGUGAUAAUGACGAUAACAACAAUAGCGGUGGAAGUGGAGGUGUAAAAGAAAAUAAUAGUGUUGUAUUCCAAGGAUCAGUUAUCUAUAAUAAUAAUAAUAAUGACAAUAACAAUAAUAAUAAUACAAUUAAUGCAUUUGGUUCAAUAGUAUUGGAACAGGAAUCAAAGGUUGAAGGAGUAAAUCAAUUCUUGGCAGAAGCGCAACAACAACAGAUAAAGAAGAAUAGAAUUACCAACUCUAGUUUCUUUAAGCCACCUACCACCGAUUCAGCCAAUACCACCAGUAGUACCACAACAAGCAGCAAUAACAGCAGUGUACUUGGAUCAUCUUCUCCCGAUGGUGAUUCAUUCAAUGUUCCUUCUACUCUGCUAACAUCGUUGACACUCAAUGAAAUCAAAUAUCGUGAUCCAUCCUUUUUUGAAGAUCCAGAUAAGAUCAUACAGGAAAAGAAAAGAUAUUUAUCAACUCCAAAUUUAGGAUAUAACAAUGGUAACAACAACAACAACAACAGUGACAAUUCAAAUUCAGAUGAUGCAGAGAAACAAAAACCAGUUAAUCUAUCAGCAACCUUACCACUAUCAAGUCAUAAUCAAAAGAAGAAGAAACUAAAGAGUCGUAAAAAGAAAAAGAGAUCUAAAUAA